Molecule: messenger RNA, 384 nt
Organism: Rotaria sp. Silwood1
Lineage: Eukaryota; Metazoa; Rotifera; Eurotatoria; Philodinida; Philodinidae
Source: the annotation of a GenBank genome assembly
AUGGGAAAAUUUUAUUUUAAAUACAGUGCAUAUUUUGAAGAAAAUUAUGAAACCCCCAUGUAUCUUGGACAAUGUGAUCAAUUUAUUUCAUCAUUUUGGCUUCAACGACGAUGGAUAUUAGAUAUUGAAUUUGAAUUUGAAGAUAUCAUUUAUUCAAUUCAUCCACAUUAUAUGGAAAACGCGGAUGAACUUUAUAUGUUACUUUUAAUUUGUUCACGUAUUAAUCAUCUUCAAAUUGAAUGUAUGAAUUACAUGUAUGCUGACUUGUUAACAGAAAUUAAGGGUGUAUCUAAUUCUUUACUUCGAUUAUUAUGUUUAGCUAUUUCAGAAGCACAUGAUGAAAUGAUUGAAACAUUAGAAGAAAUGAUUGAUAGGAAAAAUUAA